AUGAUAGAUGAGGGCACUUCAUACCAUCAGCAACUUCAAGCCAUAACUACCUUGAGAAGCGACAAAAUAGUUGACAAUCAUGUGGAGGAGAAGAAGGAUGAACACACGGAGGUUGCUCAGAAUUUGCAGAAUGAUAAAAGAAAGCAAGUGAGCAAUGAGGCUUCGUCAUCAGCAGCAUCCACCCCAGAGAACCCAUAUGAGCCACGGGCCCCCUUCCCAGAAUGUCUCAAGGCACCUUCCCACUUUGGGAAACAAGGAGAGAAAGUACAAAGCAUGAUGGAGAUGUUCAAACAGGUGGAUAAAUUUUUCUUCCCAGUGGACUUUAUCGUGCUGGAUACCAAGCCUGUGCCCAAUCCUGAGAAGCUGGUUCUUGUCAUCCUUGGGCGUCCAUUUUUAGCCACAGCAAAUGCAUGUAUCAAUUGUCGAACUGGAGUCAUGGAGAUCUCAUUUAGCAAUAUGAAGGUUCGGUUGAAUAUCUUUUUUGCCUUUCAGCAUGCUCCUGAUCAGAAUGAGUGUUUCUUUGUGGAGAGCAUUGAAGAUUAUGUAGAAGAUUCACUACCUAGUCUCCUGACAGAGGAUCCAGUGGAAGCCUGUUUGACUUACUUCGACUUUGAAGAGUUCAACACCGACCAGUACAUCGAAGAGGUUCAUGAAUUGCUAGACACUGCUGCAAGUGCAGAUUUCCAUCCAUGGAGAGUAGUAAAGGAGCCCUUACCUGUGACAUCAAGCACUCCUCAUGUUCCUUCUCUACUGUCUCCACCGAAACUUGAGUUGACGCCCUUGCCAGAAAAGCUCAAGUAUGCAUUUCUCGAAGCUAACAACACUCUGUUGGUCAUCAUUGUUUUUGAUCUUCAAAAGGACCAAGAGGACAGUCUGCUAGCAGUUUUAAAGGAGCAUAAAGAGGCCAUUGGAUGGACAGUGGCAGAUUUGAAAGGCAUCGACCCCUCUAUCUGUAUGCAACGGAUCCAUUUGGAAAAAGAUGCUCGACCCUCCCGUGAGGCACAGCGCCGGUUGAAUCCCAACAUGAAGGAGGUAGUAAUGAAAGAGGUAGUCAAGUUAGUUGAUGCAGGCAUCAUUUACCCCAUCUCCGACAGCAAAUGGGUGAGUCCCACUCAAGUGGUUCCAAAGAAAUCAGGUAUCACCGUCGUUGAGAACUCUUCUGGCGAAUUGGUUCCACAACACACAACCACGAGAUGGCGUGUCUGCAUUGACUACUAG
Messenger RNA from Corylus avellana, 1218 nucleotides. The record is from RefSeq and is a predicted model, not a curated record. NCBI's taxonomy places the organism in Eukaryota, Viridiplantae, Streptophyta, Magnoliopsida, Fagales, Betulaceae.